AUGCAAGAACUCUUGGGCAGUGGCACCUUUGGGCAAGUCGUAAAAUGUGUUAAAAAAGGAACCAGCGAGAAAGUGGCCAUCAAAAUGUUAAAGAGCCGCAAGUAUGUCGCUGAAGUAGCACAAGCUGAGAUAAACAUCCUGACUCAGCUAAAUAAGCAACGUCCAGAUGAAUUCAAUGUCAUCAAAGCCUUUGAGUUUUUCCUCUACAACAAUAUCAUCUGCCUUGUGUUUGAGAUGCUAGAUAUGAGUCUCUUUGACUACAUGGUGUCAAUUGGUGGCUCGUUUCCUGUGAGAAUGAUCCGCCCUAUCGUGACACAGGUGGGCACUGCACUGGCAAAGCUCAAGAGUCUUGGAAUAAUCCAUUCAGACUUGAAGCCAGACAACAUCAUGCUGGUGGACAAUUUCACGCACCCAUUAAAAGUCAAGGUGAUAGACUUUGGGUGUGCGCGCCAUGUGUCCGAGGCUCGGUGUUCAAGUUAUAUACAAGCAAGAUAUUAUAGGUAAGACAUGCAUUAGGUAUUAUUUACAUUUCAGUUGAGCUUGUCAGUACAAACAUACCCUCUACUUUUAUGAAAUGAGUCCAAAGAAUAAUGUUAAUCAGAUCGGGUUAACAUUAAUGUCCAACUAUUUUUAUGAAAUAUUUAGCAACAUUAGUGAACCAGUUUAUGGCUUCUGGAGGAGUUUAUCAGCCAGCUAUCUUUACACAUUCUCUUACAGUGGGCAUGUUUUAUACAGCUUCACCAAGGUCUAUCCUUCUUAUAUCUCCCCCUAUUGUAAAUUGCAGGUCUCCAGAAAUUAUAUUGGGAUAUCCAUUCUGUGAGGCUAUUGACAUGUGGUCUUUGGGGUGUAUUGUGGCGGAGCUCUUCACAGGAUGCACUUUAUAUCCUGGAGCAUCUGAGUAUGAUCAGGUGAGUGCAAAUCUAACAGAUAUUUAUGUCUAAUUAUAUAUUAACGUCUCAGGCAGGAAACCAGAAUGAAUUCGGGUAGAAAGGUAUUGUGUAGCUGUUUUAUUUGAUUGUACAGACAGUAGUCAGUGCAGUGUAAAACGAAAUGGCCAAUUUUCCUUAAAGAGGUUUAUUCACUAAACAAGGAAUUUUAGUGAAUUAAAGAUACAAAAUUGCAAAAUGUAGGCCAAAGUAAAAAUUUGGAAGAGUUCUCUAACCCAACUGAGGUCAGCCUGUAUGUUGAGAUAUGGUUAUUAAUUAAACUCCAGAUUUUAAAGUUGAUAAUAUUUGUAUUUUAACAGAGCUAGAAAUAAAUUGCCAAAUGGUUAUCCCUCUGGCAAAGAAAAGUCUAACUUUUCUGAUUUUUAAAAAUAAAUAAAUAAACUCUAGACUUCAUACAGCAACAUAGAAGCUGCUGAUUAUGGGCAUGUUAUGGUUUUAAUGCCAGUAAAUGGACAUCUUGCUUCCUCCCUGCAGAUACGCUACAUCACCGAGACCCAGGGUUUACCAGAUGAAAACAUGCUCAACAGGGCUACAAAGACCCAUCUUUUCUUUAGAAGACAAAGAUAUUACCAGCAUUCUUUAUGGAGAUUGAAGGUGAGCCCAUAACCUUAUCAUGCUUAACCUUCAGGACAAAGGAUUAAACAAAUCCUAUAAUAUGUCCCAGCUCAUGAUCUACCAUGAAGCGUUUAAAGCAACAUUCCAAGAUUCAUCCUAUUUCAUUUAGUUUAUUAACUACAACAUGGUAAUAAAAAAACUAACUGUUUUGACUCUGUGAAAACUCCUGGGUAAGUUAAUGGCAGGACAUGUUUAAUGGUUUCGUACCUACAUUAUCAGGAAUCUCAUUGGGACACUGGAGAAUGCCACAAUGAAUGAUUUUCUCCUUCCAGAAACUAAUCAGGAAUCCUUUUUGUCCUCUUCUCUAGAUUAAAGACCGAUACGAAUGGGAGACUGGUAUUAAACCGAUAGAAAGAAGGACAAAUAUCUUCAGUUGUCUUGAUGACUUGGCAAAGGUACUGUAUUCCUGGGGCUCUUCUACCAAGCUAAAAUAGGUUACACAGCAUCUUGCCCUCAACUUUAUGAUAAUCUCUACGAUAUUUUGGAUAGGUGGAACACAUUUUAAAAUUUACAUAAUCUCUGCUUAUAUGUACUACAGUUUUUUUAAAUUACCCCUUUCCGUCUUGAUAUUUAUUUUUAAAAUGUACCUGUUUAAUAACAAUAUUUCACACUUCUACCUUGAGUUACCUCUGUCUUGAAUGACCAAUUUUGUUACAUGAGUCUAAUGAUCUUAUAUGACAUUUUUUACCUGAAACUGAAAGAAGCAAGGUGAAUUGUUAGUGUAGGAUUCAUGUGUUAGGUUUGCCUUGACAUGGCAGGCAAGCUUACACUCAAGUGGCCACCAGAGUGAUACUAAAAACCUCCAGUUAAUUGAAUGUGCUUAGGGAUUUGGGAUAGUGUGCAAGUAACUCAUUUCUUUGUUCAAUUUAAUGAUCUGUCUAGAAUCCCAAGCAUUGUUGCCGUUGGCUUGAUGGAAAUUUACCGAACACUAUAGAAGUUAGGAGGUAGAGAGCAAUGAGAAGCAAUCACUGAAAAAAAUUGUAAUUUUAGAUAUUGUUAUGAUUGUAAACCUCACAAAAAAAAAUUAUCAUCUCAUUCGCGUCUUCUUUCUCUUCAGAUAAAUGUACAGUCAGAGCCAGAGAUGAGUGGGAUAAUGGUGGAGAUGGGAGACAUGUGGCAGUGUGUUGAUCUCAUAAAGGAGAUGCUUACCCUAGAACCAGAGAAGAGAAUAACUCCCAUAGAUCUUCUCAGCCAUCCAUUCAUCACCAUGGCUCAUCUCGAGCACUUCUCAAAGAGUCCAUAG
Molecule: messenger RNA, 2805 nt
Organism: Pelobates cultripes (western spadefoot toad)
Lineage: Eukaryota; Metazoa; Chordata; Amphibia; Anura; Pelobatidae
Source: the annotation of a GenBank genome assembly